CAAAACGCAAACGAAACCCUUUAAAUUCUCUCUCUUUCUGUUUUUGAUUGUGACUCAUUAUCUUUGUUUCUGUUUUUUCCUUUCUUCUUCUAAUAUAAAAACCAAAUCAAUCAUUCAAUCUUUCCGUUUCCAAAAACCCUCAAUAAUCGUUUUCGAUCCCUCUUUUUCGUGUUCAGUCGUGAUCGCAGUGAAGGUUUAGCCAUGGCCAAAAACUCGUUCAAGCUCGAACAUCCAUUGGAAAGGAGGAUGGCAGAGUCUGGUCGCAUCAGAGAGAAAUACCCAGACAGAGUACCUGUGAUUGUGGAGAAGGCUGAAAGAAGCGACAUCCCUGACAUUGAUAAGAAAAAAUACCUUGUUCCAGCUGAUUUGACUGUUGGGCAGUUUGUUUAUGUUGUCCGGAAAAGGAUUAAGCUUGGUGCUGAGAAGGCUAUUUUUGUCUUUGUGAAAAACACCUUACCUCCUACUGCAUCCUUGAUGUCUGCGAUCUACGAGGAAAACAAGGAUGAAGAUGGAUUUCUUUACAUGACUUACAGUGGAGAGAACACCUUCGGAUCCCAAUACUAGUUUGUGUAUAUAAAAUUUGGAUGGUGUAAAUUCUCAGAAGUCUCUCUCAAGUCAAUGCCUUACUUGCUUAUCAAAAAAUUGUAGUUAAAUCUGGAUUAGUUUUUGUUGGAAGCAGUUUGAACUUAUAUGGUGUCUUAACAAUGGAAUUUGAAUCUAUGGAAUCAAGUACUAAGUGAUUUUCCAA
Molecule: messenger RNA, 748 nt
Organism: Quercus robur (English oak)
Lineage: Eukaryota; Viridiplantae; Streptophyta; Magnoliopsida; Fagales; Fagaceae
Product: autophagy-related protein 8C-like
Exons: 6
Coding region: 202-564 (120 amino acids)
Biological process (GO): cellular response to nitrogen starvation
Source: RefSeq, a predicted model, not a curated record